UAUUAUUUUUCUCUUAUUUAACUCCACUCUUACUCAAUAUCUUCCUUGCUCUUCUUGGUUCCUUAGCUUGGUUUCCACUCCAACCAGAACUCUCAAAUGGAAGCAGCUAAGCCACCAUCUGAAGAAAAAACUCAUCAUCCUGCAGCUGGAGAAAUUCUCAAGUACCAGAGAUGGGUUCUGAGAGUCUUCAUCCACUGUGAUGGCUGCAAAAAGAAGGUUAAGAAAGUUCUCCAGGGAAUUGAUGGAGUUUAUACAACUGAGGUUGAUUCUAGGGAGCACAAGGUUAUAGUAACCGGUAACGUGGAGGCUGAUACUCUGAUCAAGAGGCUUCUAAAAACAGGUAAAUAUGCAGAACUUUUGCCAGAAAAACAGCCACCACCUGCUGAGAAGAACCAUAACAAAAAGAAGUCUGGGAAAACCAAGGGGGGUGGUGGUGGUGGUGAAGGCGAUGAUGUUAACAAUGAUGAGAAGAAGAAUAAUGAACCGGCUGGCGGGGAUGUUGGUUCCAAAGAGGGUAGUGCUGAUGGUGAUGAAGGUUCAGACAAAGAUGAUGAAUGUGAUGAGGAAGAGGGUGCUACAGCUACUGCUGGUGGUGAAGGUGGUAAUAAAAAGAAGAAAAAGAAAAAGAAGAAGAAGAGCAACACCAAUAAUGGUGAUGGUUCUGCUGCUCCUCCCGGAGGAGAAGCAAAUAGUAAAGUUGAUGAUGGUGGUGAUGCAAAAUCACCAGCAGCAGCAGAAGUUGUUUCUGCAAAAUCAGUUGCAUCUUCUUUGCCUCAUCAACAACCAGUAAUUCAAAAUGCAUAUCCAUAUCCAUAUCCUCCACCACCACAAAUGUACUAUUCACCACCUUCUCUACCACCAACACCAGCAUAUGGAUUAAGCUAUAACACAGCUUAUCCUCUAUCAAGUGCUUCAUACUAUGUUGGGUCUCCUAUCAUGCCCAUGCAUCAUGCAUAUGCUACUACAUACCCUCACCUCCCACCACCACCACCCUCUCAUCCUAUCAGCCACUAUGUUGAUGAUGAUCAUCAGGAUCAAUAUCAAGGUGGAUGCUCCAUCAUGUGACAAGAUAUAUUACUUAAUUAGUGGGGGAUGGAUCUGAAUAUGUUGUUCUAGUUACUAGUUAGUGUAAUAAUUUUUAUUUUUAGUGCUGAAUACCCUGAGGAAUGGAAGAAGUUGGGGGGUUAAAUUUUGUAAUAUUCUCUACCAGAGUAGAAAUUAACUAGAUGGGUAAAAACAAAGUUUUCUAGUUAUUGAGUCGACACCAUUACAUGACAUGAAAAACUGUAAGUCGACUUAAUGUACAACAUAAAAUUGAGUAUAAAUGAAUAUAAAUAACACUUUGUCAAAAUAAGAGGAGGCUUUGA
Molecule: messenger RNA, 1367 nt
Organism: Arachis ipaensis
Lineage: Eukaryota; Viridiplantae; Streptophyta; Magnoliopsida; Fabales; Fabaceae
Molecular function (GO): metal ion binding
Source: RefSeq, a predicted model, not a curated record